This is a messenger RNA of Mus caroli (Ryukyu mouse), 3668 nucleotides long. Lineage: Eukaryota; Metazoa; Chordata; Mammalia; Rodentia; Muridae. The record is from RefSeq and is a predicted model, not a curated record.
GGGAGGAGGGGGUGUGGCGGAAACUGCCGAGCUUUCCCGAAGGCGGCUGCGUCCGAGUUGCCCGGAUGUAGUUGGUGGAGCGGCGGCGGCUGUAGCAGCGGCAGGAGGCGGCGAGAAGGACCCGGCGGCGGCGGAGCAGGAGGAGGGAAGGUGCUGGAGGCGUUCGCUCUCCGCGGGGACCGGAACACGGCCUCUCACCCCCUCCCCCCGGCUCGCGCUGCCGCCCCGUAGUUGGCACCUCUGCCCCAGCCGACCCUACGCGGUGGUGACGGAGGGAGAUGGCCCGGGACCGCCGGCGCCAGUAACGGGGAGGUGCCGCGAGCCGCCGAGGGUGCGCUGAGACCUGGUGCCGGGGCUGCCCGCCGUCCGCCCGCCGCCCGCGCGCCCGCCCGCCCGCCUGCCUGCCUCGCGGCCGCUCUCCCCCUCCCCGACACACACACACAGCCGGGCAUUGAUGGUAAUGUAUGCGAGGAAACAGCAGAGACUCAGUGAUGGCUGUCACGACCGGAGAGGGGACUCUCAGCCUUUCCAGGCACUUAAGUAUUCUUCAAAGAGUCACCCCAGUAGUGGUGAUCACAGACAUGAAAAGAUGCGAGACGCCGCAGAUCCUUCACCACCAAACAAAAUGUUGCGGAGAUCUAAUAGUCCUGAAAACAAAUACAGUGACAGCACAGGUCACAACAAGGCCAAAAACGUGCACACUCAGAGAGUUAGAGAAAGGGACGGUGGGACCAGUUACUCUCCACAAGAAAACUCACACAACCACAGUGCACUUCAUAGUUCAAAUUCACAUUCUUCUAAUCCAAGCAAUAAUCCAAGCAAAACUUCAGAUGCACCUUAUGAUUCUGCAGAUGAUUGGUCUGAGCACAUUAGCUCAUCUGGAAAAAAAUACUACUACAAUUGUCGCACAGAAGUUUCACAGUGGGAGAAACCAAAAGAGUGGCUUGAAAGAGAACAGAGACAAAAAGAAGCAAAUAAGUUGGCAGUUAAUAGUUUCCCAAAAGACAGGGAUUACAGAAGAGAGGUGAUGCAAGCAACAGCCACUAGUGGGUUCACCAGUGGAAUGGAAGACAAGCAUUCCAGCGAUGCCAGUAGUUUGCUCCCACAGAAUAUUUUGUCUCAGACAAGCAGACACAAUGACAAAGACUACAGACUGCCAAGAGCAGAGACUCACAGUAGCUCUACGCCAGUACAGCACCCCAUCAAACCAGUGGUUCAUCCAACCGCUACCCCAAGCACUGUUCCNUCUAGUCCAUUUACGCUUCAGUCUGAUCACCAGCCAAAGAAAUCAUUUGAUGCUAAUGGAGCAUCUACUUUAUCCAAACUGCCUACACCCACAGCUUCUCUCCCUGCACAGAAAACAGAGAGAAAAGAAUCUGCUCCAGGAGACAAAUCAAUAUCACAUUCUUGCACAACUCCUUCCACAUCUUCAGCCUCUGGCCUGAACCCUACAUCUGCGCCUCCAACAUCUGCUUCAGCAGUACCUGUUUCUCCCGUUCCACAAUCAACAAUACCUCCAUUACUUCAGGACCCAAAUCUUUUUAGACAGUUGCUUCCUGCUUUGCAAGCCACGCUACAGCUUAAUAAUUCUAAUGUGGACAUAUCCAAAAUAAAUGAAGUUCUUACAGCAGCUGUAACACAAGCUUCCCUGCAGUCUAUCAUCCACAAGUUUCUUACUGCUGGACCAUCUGCUUUCAACAUCACCUCCUAUGUGUCUCCAAGAAUAAGCACACCUCAAACUAAUACAGUCCCUAUGAAACCUUUGAUUAGUACUCCACCUGUUUCAUCCCAGCCAAAGGUUAGUACUCCAGUAGUUAAGCAAGGACCAGUGUCACAUUCGGCUACACAGCAGCCUGUAACUGCUGACAAGCAGCAGAGUCACGAUCCUGUUUCUCCACGAAGUCUUCAGCGCUUAAGUAGCCAGAGAAGUCCAUCACCUGGUCCAAAUCAUACUUGUAGUAGUAAUGCAUCCACUGCAGCUGUUGUACCACAGAAUGCAUCUGCUAGACCUGCGUGCUCAUUAACACCCACUCUAGCAGCACACUUCAAUGAUAAUCUCAUAAAGCAUGUUCAAGGGUGGCCUGCAGACCAUGCAGAGAAACAGGCAUCAAGAUUGCGUGAAGAAGCCCAUAAUAUGGGAAGUGUACACAUGUCAGAAAUAUGUACUGAGUUAAAAAAUUUGAGAUCAUUAGUUCGAGUAUGUGAAAUUCAAGCAACUUUGCGAGAGCAGAGGAUACUAUUUUUGAGACAACAAAUUAAGGAACUCGAAAAGCUAAAAAAUCAGAAUUCCUUCAUGGUUUGAAGCUGUGAAUAAUUGCACAUGAUCUCAUAGAGGAACUGUAAAUCUACUGCCCAGCCAUAACAUUUUGAGCUGCAUUUAAGUAGACUAUGGACCGUUAAGCUGGGCAAAUGAAAUGACAAGGGGACGGGGNCUGUGAGAGUCAAUUCAGGGGAAAGAUACAAGAUUGAUUUGUAAAACCCUUGAAAUGUAGAUUUCUUGUAGAUGUAUCUUCACGUUGUAAAUAUGUUUUGUAGAGUGAAGCCAUGGGAAGCCAUGUGUAACAGAGCUUAGACAUCUGAAACUAAUCAAUGCUGAGGUGGCUAAAUACCUAGCCUUUUACAUGGAAACCUGUCUGCAAAAUUAGCUUUUUUUAAAAAAAGAAAAAGAAAAAAUUGGGGGGGGGUUAAUUUAUCAUUUAGAAAUCUUGCAUUUUCAAAAAUGCAGUGCAAGCGCCAGGUGAUCUGUGUCUGCGGAUACGAUUGUGAACCUUAGGAGCAGUGUACAAAUAUCAUGAGACAACUGAGCAGCACUUGCAUCUCAUCAAGAGCAGUGCUGCUCCAUUUGUUUUGCAAAGAUAUGUUUUCAUUUCCUGUAUGUUCCAUUCCCUCUGAAGUCCCUUGGCCUGAUUUUAUCCAUUUUUUUUAAGGUGCCCCCUUUCCUUUCUUGGGGCACUGUUGCUGUGGCACUUUUCUAUAACCUUGUCAUUCCUAUGUACAGUAGCUGGAAGUCNCAGUGAGCAAGCAUAACCCACGUUUGUAUAAAUUAUUGAAAUCCAUUUUCACCUAAGAAUGGACUUAAGAAGUACUGCUGGGCAAGUGUGCUGAAAGUGCAUUAACUGCUCAAAUACAAGGAAGUGGCCCAAUGAACAUGGUUGUGGGAGGGGAAAGGAGAAACAAAGCUAGUCAGAUGUGAAUUGUAUCUGUUGUAAUAAACAUGUUUAAACAAACACAUUCUGUUACUAUUUUUUCCCUUCGGCCGGUACAUAUUAGAAUUUGAACUACAUGAGGAUUCUUUAUCAAAACGAUUCUUGUUGAAUAUAUCUUAUUACAAGUAAUAAUUCCUUCUAGGGAGGUUUUGUUUAAAGUACAUUAACAUAAUUGUGUAAAAGAUAUUUAAUGAAAGUGAAAUUCAACAAGAAUGAGGGAGCACUUCCUAAGUGGCAUCAUUUGUUCAACUUGGUUUACCUGUCUAGCUCUUUGACACUUCAUUUUGAAGGAUGUCUGUGUUGUACUUAACUUUUCAAGUCUGGUGCUGACUGUUCUUCCUAACAUCACAAAACAGUUUGUGUCAUUGAGUUACUUGCUGUACCCAGAAACAGUGGGACAUCUCAGCUUUGUAUAGUGUUUCCUAAAGUAUAUUAAAAUAAAAAAAGAGACGAUUGCUACUA